This is a messenger RNA of Seriola aureovittata, 1479 nucleotides long. RefSeq names its product 5-hydroxytryptamine receptor 3C-like. The coding region runs from base 1 to 1479 and encodes 492 amino acids. Gene Ontology annotation, biological process: regulation of membrane potential; signal transduction; chemical synaptic transmission. The transcript has 10 exons. Gene Ontology annotation, cellular component: synapse; neuron projection; membrane. Lineage: Eukaryota; Metazoa; Chordata; Actinopteri; Carangiformes; Carangidae. The record is from RefSeq and is a predicted model, not a curated record. Gene Ontology annotation, molecular function: transmembrane signaling receptor activity; extracellular ligand-gated monoatomic ion channel activity; neurotransmitter receptor activity.
AUGUUGAAAUUGGGACAGAGCCAUAGUGGCCGCCAGGAUGCGAAGCAGCAGCAUCACGGUGAUAUGAGGAGUUUGAGCCAGAGCACCUCCAAGACUCUGAAUGACAUGGCUCUCAUGGUGGGAUCACCAGAGCAGCAGAGUUCUGUGGACGGGGAGUCCUCUGAGAGAGUGUGUGGUUAUCAGGAUGUUUUAAACUACCUGAACUUAACCAAAGACAAUGUGUUCUACUUCGCGACCCGGCCUGUUAAAGACCACACACAACCCACUGUGGUAUACCUGGACGUUUUGCUUAAUGCCAUCCUAGAUGUGAAAGAGAUUGACCAGAUAUUUAUUCCGUACAUUUGGAUUACCAUGCACUGGAACAAUCAACACAUUUUAUGGAAUGCCAGUGAGUUUUGUGGCAUUUCCAGUGUUUCUAUUCCUGCUGAAUUCCUGUGGAAGCCGGAUCUCAAAAUUAAAGAGACGACAGAAAACGCCUCUCCAAGUCCCCGUCUCACUGUCAUGAAUGACGGUGAGGUCUUUCUUCUGAACGACCAGGCGUUUGUCAGCAGCUGCAGGAUGCAAGUUUACAAAUUCCCCUUCGACAUUCAGACCUGCACCCUCUCCUUCAGCUCUGUCGUUUACUCGGACACGGAACUACAGCUUUCUCAUUCCAUGAGCUCUUCAGACGCCACGGAGUGGUCUCACGAGAUGAUGCAGACCCAGUACGAGUGGCUGUUCAUCGACAUGACAGUUACCAACAAAACUUUUGAGAGAUUUUCGUGGACAAAGGAUGUAAUCAUUUACACUAUCAAAAUGAAGAGGAGGUCUGCCCUCUACAUCAUCAACUUCAUAGUACCCAUCCUGUUCUUCUUGUGUCUGGACUUGGCCUCCUUCCUGAUCUCAGACCACGGGGGCGAGAAGCUGAGCUUCAAGGUCACCGUGCUUCUUGCUGUCACUGUGAUGCAGCUUAUUCUGAAUGAAAUCCUGCCUUCCUCGUCAAACAGGAUUCCACUUAUAGCUGUCUACUGCCUUGGGAUUUUUGGUCUGAUGCUGCUCAGCCUCCUGGAGACGGUUUUCAUCAUGUAUCUGUUAGAUAGAGACUCUGCAUCCCAAGAGAGUGAGACAGAUGAAGACCAAAGGCUGAGUGAGGACCAUGGGGACAAACGAGGCAAAGGCAACUCCCACGACUGUGAAGGAGAAGAGAAGAAGUGGAGUCAGUGUUUAUGUGUCCAUGAUGUGUCUGCUGAUGAAACGCCAACUGAACUGCUGAAGGUUAGCAGCAGCCAACUGUCGGACGUGUCACAGGGCUUUGACAAGCUUUCAGAUGACGUGAGGGAGGUGGUGAGAACCCUGAAUCUGAUCCUCCACAACAGGAAGAAGGAAGGAAAGCCCGCAGGCUACUGGGCCAGAAAAACCAAAACAAUCAACAAAAUUUUCUUCAUUUUCUAUGCCACAGCCUGCACUCUGUUUUUAGUCUGUAUGUUCUCCAACUGGUAG